AUGGCCGGAAACCUCAUCCACCUCCCACUUGGCCCGUUGGACCAUUUUGCCCCGAGGACAUAUCCCGGAGGUGUGCUGUACCUCAAGCUCAAGAACGGCGUCACAGCCCAGGAGGCGUUCAAGGACCUGCAAGAGGGCCUGCGCCGUACUAUUCAACAACUGCCAUGGCUCGGGGGUAAGGUUCACUGGCAGAGCAAUGAUUCCCCCGGCUGGCGUCCCGGCCAGCUCGAGAUCCGUCAUCUACCCGUUGCCGCUGCCGAGGCGGUCGACGCCGCACCCUACCAGCUCAGAUACAACGAGUUGGACACUGCCCCAGCGUAUGCUGACAUGAAGGCCCGCGGCUUCCCCAUCGACUCGGUCAGAGACGAGGAGUUGCUGUGGGCCCCGUUCCGUGCCGACAUUGAUGCCGGAGCGGAGGUCUUUGUCGCCCAGGCCAACUUCAUCCCUGGCGCGUGCUUACUCGCGUCGUCCAUCAUCCACGUUGCUUCCGAUGCCACGGCCAUGUUCACCGUGCUCGGCGUGUGGUCGCAGCAUUGCAGCUACCUGCACUCUUCUGAUGAGCGGCCGAAGGCUGCGCUCUCGGACAUGCCGGUGCAGGUGACCUCGGAAAGCUCUGACCGGACGCUGUUGGGCAAGAUCUGGCAGAAGGAGCGCAGCGGUCGCUCUAUUGAGCAGAUCGAUGCAGGGGUGUGGCAGCUGGUCGGGCUCGAGUCGCCAAAGGCAGAAGUAGCCUCAGAACAGCAUGGUGAAGGGGUGGCCCGGGACAAGACUGGUCCUCAGUCGCUUCCCCCAGCAAUGUUCCCGGCCACCAACGAGCCAGAGAAGACCAUGACAUCCAAAGUCUUCUACAUAUCGCCUCGCUCUUUCGCCGCCAUGAAGAAGGCAGCCAACGAGGAGCUCGGCGGCACCGAGGUAUCUGGAAACGAUCUCAUCCUCGCUCUCAUGUGGCGAGGGCUGAUGAAAGCCCGGUCGGCCGCGCUGCAAGCAUCGUCAGAAGAUCAGAACCGAGGCGUAGAGAUCCAAAUCCCUGUCGACGGCCGCCCCGACUUCUCCCAGAACGGCGCGCUGCCAGUAACGUACCUCGGCAACCUCAACUUCCACUACCGCCCCAGCAUGGUCCUCGGGGACCUGCUCGCCCCGUCGACGAGCCUGCCGGCAGUGGCCAAGAGGGUGCGCAGCUGCGGUCUGCACGUGCACCACGACAACAUGCUCGAUGCGUACACCUUGCUCGACAACCUGCCUGACUUCCGGGCCACGCAGCCCCUGCGCUUCCUCGACUUUGACGGCACCCUGCUCAUCUCGUCGAUGCUCAUGGUUUCUGACGACCUGUGCUUUGGUGCCAGGGGCCCCUUUGCCAACGCCGGACGGCCUGAGGGGUACCGCCCCAUGAUGAGCACCAGGAAUCUGCUGAAGUUCCGCCUCUGCUACGUCUUCCCGCGCAAGCCGCAUGGUGGAAUCGAGUUCAUGGUCAGUCUGAUGAAGGACGAGUUGGAAUUUCUGCUCAAGGACGAGGAGUUUGGACGCUAUGCUUUGCUGCUUGCUUAG
This is a messenger RNA of Microdochium trichocladiopsis, 1545 nucleotides long. RefSeq lists its product as uncharacterized. Bases 1 to 1545 code for a protein of 514 amino acids. The record is from RefSeq and is a predicted model, not a curated record. Gene Ontology annotation, molecular function: acyltransferase activity, transferring groups other than amino-acyl groups. The transcript has a single exon. NCBI's taxonomy places the organism in Eukaryota, Fungi, Ascomycota, Sordariomycetes, Xylariales, Microdochiaceae.